Linum tenue is the source of this 2845-nucleotide messenger RNA. NCBI's taxonomy places the organism in Eukaryota, Viridiplantae, Streptophyta, Magnoliopsida, Malpighiales, Linaceae. The record is from the annotation of a GenBank genome assembly.
CUUCCAAAAAUUACACCAUGGCAACUUGGCAAUAUGAAAUCAGGAGGCAGUGCAAAUUUGGAAGAUAACGAGGCGAGAUAAAAACAACAAAUUCUCUCUCUGAGAAUCAGCCGUUCUGCUCAGAAGAAGCCAGCCCACAAUGCAUCCGAGCAUCAUAACUCUUUCUUUCAGUCAAAAUCAAUACACAUCCAGCCAGCAAGCUGGGCGGAAGAAAAGAACCAUAACAAGAAUAAUAAGGGGUAGCUCUGGCUUCUCCCGGCUUUCGCCUUUCUGGCCUCUUUCUUGAGUCCUCAAAUGGCUUCUUCUUCUGGGUCAGCAUCAUCACAAAAUUGCCCGCCAUUCGACUUCUCGGCCAAGUACUACUCCUCCUCCAGUAGUGGAAAUGGGUGCGUGAGGCAGGGCAGCUUCUUUGAGGGGAAACCCUUGUUGGGACAAGGCGUUGGCUACUCUGUCAUUCUUGGCUUCGGUGCCUUCUUUGCCGUCUUCACUUCUUUUCUGGUGUGGCUGGAGAAGAGAUACGUCGGGUUACGCCACACUUCAGAAUGGUUCAACACUGCCGGCAGGAACGUCAAAACUGGACUUAUCGCCAGUGUCAUUGUCUCACAGUGGACAUCGGCUGCCACAAUCUUGCAAAGCUCAAACGUAGCUUGGGAAUUUGGAGUGAGUGGACCGUUCUGGUACGCCAGUGGAGCUGCCAUUCAGGUUCUGUUGUUUGGGGUGAUGGCCAUAGAGAUCAAAAGAAAGGCUCCACAUGCACAUACAGUGUGCGAGAUUGUAAAAGCUCGAUGGGGUACACCUGCACACAUUGUGUUCCUCUUCUUCUGCUUCCUCACCAACAUCAUAUUCACGGCUAUGCUGCUCCUUGGUGGCUCGGCAGUCGUCAAUGCACUCACGGGAGUUAACAUCUAUGCCGCCAGCUUCCUCAUCCCACUUGGAGUCAUCGUCUAUACCCUUGCUGGCGGCCUCAAGGCCACAUUCCUGGCUAGCUACAUUCAUUCUGUCAUUGUCCAUGUAGCACUUGUCAUCUUUGUCUACUUAGUCUACACGGCAAGCAGCCAACUUGGCAGUCCGAGUGUGGUAUACCGCCGUCUACUGGAAGUGACGAGCAAAUCCAGAGCCUGCAAUGACCCAAUCUCCCUCACUGGCCAAGCAUGCGGCCCUGUUAAAGGAAACUACAAAGGUUCUUAUCUUACCAUGCUCAGUCCUGGAGGCCUUGUCUUUGGCAUCAUCAACAUCGUUGGAAACUUCGGCACUGUUUUCCUUGACAAUGGUUAUUGGGUGAGUGCGAUAGCUGCAAGACCAUCCUCAACACAUAAAGGGUACUUGUUGGGAGGCCUGGUUUGGUUUGCUGUCCCUUUCUCUUUAGCAACAGCACUUGGUCUAGGAGCACUCGCCCUUGAUCUCCCAAUAUCUCAGGCAGAAGCAAGCCGUGGACUUGUUCCUCCUGCAACAGCCACUGCUCUAAUGGGGAAAUCUGGUUCUGUACUCCUUCUCACCAUGCUUUUCAUGGCUGUGACUUCAGCUGGAUCAUCCGAGCUAAUUGCAGUCUCCUCACUAUGCACCUACGACAUCUACCGUGCCUACAUAAACCCAAAAGCGUCAGGUAAACAAAUCCUCCGAGUCUCGAGAGCAGUCGUGCUAGGAUUCGGAUGCUUCAUGGGGUUGCUGGCAGUGAUACUGAACAAGGCUGGAGUGUCACUUGGUUGGAUGUAUCUAGCCAUGGGAGUGCUUAUAGGCUCAGCUGUUAUUCCCAUUGCUUUGAUGCUCCUAUGGAGGAAAGCCAACGCAAUUGGUGCCAUAUUGGGAACUGUAAUCGGAUGUGUUCUAGGUAUAACCACGUGGCUAUCAGCUACGAGCAUCGAGUAUGGGAGGAUCGAUCUUCACACGACUGGCAGGAAUGCACCAGCGCUGGCUGGUAAUCUGGUUUCUAUACUUACUGGAGGAGCUGUACACACUUUGUGCAGUCUGGUGUGGCCUCAGAACUACGAGUGGGAUACUACGAGGGAGAUUAGCACUGUUGAGAAGGACCGGAGUGAGCUGCCUGCGGAAGAGUUUGGAGAGGAGAAGUUGAAGAGAGCUAAAGCAUGGAUUGUGAGACGGGGAGUUGCUUUCACUCUUGUCAUUGUUGUUGUUUGGCCACUUCUUAGCCUUCCUGCCAGGGAUUUUAACUUAGGUUACUUCACAUUCUGGGUUGUGAUUGCCAUAGCCUGGGGAACCAUUGGAUCAACAGUGAUUAUAGCUUUGCCAUUGAUCGAGAGCUGGGGUACCAUCAAGAAUGUCUGCCUCGGGAUGUUUACAAAUGACAGGCUGAUGGAGAAGCUUGAAGAGAUCGACACGAAGCUGCAGACUAUCAUACUGACUAUCCCUGAAGCUGAGAAAAUGUACAUGCUUGAGAAGGAUAAAGCUACUGCGAAGAAGCGAGAGACGGAACAUGAAGCUUAGUUGCUUCUUUGGAUUGAUCUGAAUCGAUCACAACCUUGUGUAAAUGAGCAAGUAAAUCUCAGUUGAUGGGGUUUCUACUGUCGAGCAGUUUUAAGUAUUGUCGCUGAACCAGUAUCAUGAUAUCAGUGAGUAAGUGAUACUGCUGCUGUUUAUCGUCAAUUACCAUGAGACCACAAGUAUUUGGCAUUUCACAUGUACAGUCCAGUGUACAUUUUGGUUGUUAAAGUAUAGCUGGCCAAUGGCCAAAAUAAGGACAAGGAGAAUGUGCAAUGAGAUUAUAUUAGAAUAACUGUCUCGCUUGAAAGUUGAGAUUCUUCAACUCAACUAUGUGUUCUCAUAGAAAGCAUGCAUUAUAAAUUUGUUGGUUGUAUGAAUGAUAUGAUUCUAAAACAAGUCAUCCUGA